Anopheles merus is the source of this 528-nucleotide messenger RNA. RefSeq lists its product as uncharacterized. The record is from RefSeq and is a predicted model, not a curated record. The coding region runs from base 1 to 528 and encodes 175 amino acids. The transcript has a single exon. Lineage: Eukaryota; Metazoa; Arthropoda; Insecta; Diptera; Culicidae.
AUGGCGGCCACUGCUGCCGCAACAUCCAAGACCAGUGGUGGCGAAUCGGGCGGCGGCGAACCUUUGCCGUCGAAGGGCGCCAUCGGAACGCAGGAUGGUGGUAAGGGUGAUGAUGCUGGAGCACCAUCACCACCAAUCCCUACGGGUUCAUCAACGUCAUCAUCAUCUACGCUUCUUUUUGGACGCUAUCGGCAAGAGCAGCAGAGAAACGGUGCCGCCAUUCCCCCCGAUUCAGUAAAGCCGGCUGCUGCAGCGGCUACCAAAAGUAACACCAACAGCAACACGCAACCCUCGGCAACGAUGGGGUGGCCUGGCAAACGCGCCCAGCCUGAAGGAAAGGAAAACACGUCCGUUCCGGAUCGUUCAUCGAAUGGCAUUCGCUCGGGAGAUGGAAUAAAACCAGCAGCAACAACAUCAUCAACUAGUGCCUCAACCAGAGAGCAGCAACAGUCCCGUUCUUCUGCUCCUACAUCGUCGUCCUCCUCGUCCACCGCGUCCGCAUCGUCGACAAGUGCGCGCGGGAGUUGA